Messenger RNA from Desarmillaria tabescens, 1485 nucleotides. RefSeq lists its product as uncharacterized. Bases 1 to 1485 code for a protein of 494 amino acids. The record is from RefSeq and is a predicted model, not a curated record. The transcript has a single exon. NCBI's taxonomy places the organism in Eukaryota, Fungi, Basidiomycota, Agaricomycetes, Agaricales, Physalacriaceae.
AUGGAUCAACUCCCAUUCGCCCCAACACUAGGGACAACCUCCAGGCCCAAUACCCUGGAAGUCCCCAAUUCGCAGUCGGAUACUGGGAGAAUGUCGGAGGAUCCUGGGAUGAUCCUGAUACCCCCAUCGCCUCCGACGUCCAACAGUUCUACACCGACGAGUACAACCGACUCAUCGAGGAACGAACUCUGGAAAAGGGUAGUGGAAGCAAUGGCGGCAAGGGACGUGCAACAAAAGGAACAGAGCGGCGAAGAACCACCUUUGAAGGAAUCGUUACCCCUUUCCUCCCUGCCCGGGGAAAGGAAUGAGAAGGUGGACGAACCACAGUCGGAAAAACCGACGCAGGAGGACAUCGAAGAGAUGAAUCUCCAGAGUCAUUCAGGAAGGCCGGACCAAUGCUCCAUGCCUCAGAGCUCAACAGGGGAAUUUACUCCUCCACCGGAACUCCAAGAGAGGCAUGGGGAGUCCACACUGGGUCAGGAGAUCACUUAUCAGACUCAUACCCCAAGGGAGACGUCUCCCAUUGGAGCCCAGACACCGGCUCCUCCUAUGAGGCAGAAGUCAUCCGGCUCGAAUCCGAAGUCGCCUCAAAGAGAUCCGCUUGCCUCUGUAGCCGGGUAUAUCAAUGGUAUCACCAAGUCACUCUACAACUCGCACACGGAAUCCAUCAAUUGGCCAGAAAAGAAAGAGGAGUGGCCGAGGAAAAAGGGAUACUGGAUUGGGGAUCGCUCUUUCCAGUGGAUUCCUGGAUCACCCCUGAAGAGGGAUCCUGGGACCUACCCCCCAUGCACUCCGACUCAACCGCUAAUGACACCUGGCACUCAGUUGCCAGGGACGGCUGGGAAUCCCCCUGGCCAGACACCGUGUACGAGGCCAUAUGGCCCAAUCCCAUGGCUCGAACCGCCAUCAACGAGAAUCUAUGGGACUCACUUUCCACCCCCGUAUUCCUGGGAAGGGAAUACCGAACUAUCCCGGAAGAAGAAGAAGAAAGUGAAGAUAGUGAUACCCCCACUGACACCUCCUCUGAUGAGGACGAGACCAUCCGCGUCUUUAGUGCUGAACUUCAGCACUGAAGACAUCUUCAACACCAAGGAACCUGGGGGAGACUGGACCAAACCACACCUACCAACUGAGGUGUUUUGGACCACGUCGCUGGACCCCGAGCUAGGAAAAAGAGUCCCCUCUCUUUCCCAACACAGAGACGCGUCACACCCUGAAGUAGCAAAUGAAGAAACGGGGAAGGAUCAUCUCAAACGAGAAAGACGAUGUUUCCGGUGUGGACACACUGGACAUGUAUGGAAGAAUCGCAGAUGUGAUCUGCAAAAGGAGUGGUUCGUCAAGAAUGCUGAAGGAUGGAAGAGCCACUUCGCAUGGCAACAGCAAAAGGGGUCCAUAGAGGAGCAAUGUCUCCGCUGUGGAUUCCAUGGACAUACUAGACGGGAUAACAAAUGCUCAUCUGACAGGUCCCAAUGGCGCUCUGCUUGA